UGGGCUGCUCUGAUUUAAAAGCAGACUGCUGGCUUUAUCAGGGCAUGGGCACAAGUGACCUUACACUGCAAACAAAAUGCUGCUUCUAGCUUCAGCUUUUUUUCUAACACUACUGCAGUGCUCUAAUGCCCAAAGCGAAACAAGCAUUACACCUGCAGACUGUAACACCAUUGAAACAGAGGCAGGAGUGGCCCUGGAUCUGGUCAACAGACAUCGCAGAGAUGGAUAUGUUUUUGGUUUAUUCCGUGUUGCUGAUGCACAUGAACUACGCUUAGGAAAUUCAUCCAUCCUCUAUUUAACUUUGGAUGUGCUGGAAACUGAAUGCCCUGUCUUAUCCAGAAAACACUGGGAGUCCUGUGAAUACAGUGACACCUAUCCCAAGGACUUUGGGCAAUGUAAGAUUAUCACAUAUACAGACCAUCUGCUGAAGAAACCUCAACUAUAUGGAUUUAAUUGUACAUUAAGUCCAGUUCCACCUGACUUACUAGAGUGCAAAGAUUGUCCUGUGAAAAUYGAAGCUUUAGAAGUCACUGAGCAACAUAAAGAUAUUGCUGCAAAGGCCYUGAAGAAAUUCAACAGUGAAGGUAACCACACAAACAACUUUGCUGUGGAUAAAGUUGAAAAAAUUUUAAAGAUGACCGCCUCCCGUGAAGGUCACAUUUUAGAAUUCUCUAUAAAAGAGACCAACUGCUCCAAAUCUAUUCAGCAAGAAGAUCAGGCACUGGAAUGUGAUUUUCUGCAUGACUGGCAUGCUCACACUGGAUUCUGCAAGGCAAGAGUUAUCAGUGAUGCAGAUGAAGCUGAUGGAACAGAUAUAAGCUGUGAAAUCUACCAUCCAUGGCACCAUGGCUGUGGGCGAAGAGGCAAAUAUUCAGCUCUGGGACAUCCACACAGACAUCCCCAUUGUCAUCAUYAUUUUGGUCACAGACAUCGCCAUAAGCAUCAUCACAGACAUGAAUGUCCACCCUCUUCUCAACCCAGCCCUGAAGACCCUGAGCACAACCCCAAACCCAACAAGGAAGAUCAAGACAGCAAUGAAGGACCUGCUACUUCKUCCCCUUCUUCCCAUGAUGAGCCAGAU
Malurus melanocephalus (red-backed fairy wren) is the source of this 1081-nucleotide messenger RNA. Its product is annotated as histidine-rich glycoprotein-like. The annotation marks the transcript as partial. The transcript is spliced from 7 exons. Lineage: Eukaryota; Metazoa; Chordata; Aves; Passeriformes; Maluridae. Gene Ontology annotation, cellular component: extracellular region; endolysosome; blood microparticle. Gene Ontology annotation, biological process: negative regulation of endopeptidase activity; negative regulation of fibrinolysis; heme transport. Gene Ontology annotation, molecular function: cysteine-type endopeptidase inhibitor activity; zinc ion binding; heparin binding. The record is from RefSeq and is a predicted model, not a curated record.